AGUGUGUGCACCUGCAGUCACCGGCCACUCCUCACUGGCUCACUACUGCUACUCCUAGCCUUCUAGUGGCAGGGCUCUGCUUCUCUCUCCCCCUCUCUCUCUCUCUUCAGAUCUCGUUCUGUCUCCUUGUCUCCGGAGGAGGAAGGGGAUCAAGAGGAGGAAGGAGGAAUCGGAGAAGGGAGAAGAAAGAUGGUGAUGAUGGAUGGCAGCUUGGACGCAGAAAAGAUAGCAGGGUAUUUCAAGGGCAAGAGCAUCCUCAUCACCGGCGCCACCGGCUUCCUCGGAAAGAUUCUUGUGGAGAAGAUACUCCGGGUGCAGCCAGACGUUAGGAGGAUCUACCUGCUCGUGCGAGCCAUCGACGCCCAGUCCGCCAAGCAACGCGUCCAAGAAGAGGUGACAGACACUGAGCUCUUCUGCCUUCUGAAAGAGAAGCACGGUAAGGGAGGUUUCGAGGUGUUUGUGGAGGAAAAGAUUGUCCCUUUGGCCGGUGACGUCAUCUUCGAGAACAUGGGGCUGGAUGCUCUCAGGUUGGAGGAGCUGGCCAAGGAGGUCGACAUCAUUGUCAAUGGAGCUGCAACUACCAACUUUUAUGAAAGAUAUGACGUUGCGUUGGAUGUGAAUGUGAUGGGGGUGAAAUACCUGUGCCAGUUGGCCAAGAAGUGUGCCAAUCUCAAGAUGCUCCUCCAUGUGUCUACCGCAUUUGCAGCCGGCGACAGGGAAGGGCUGAUCAUGGAGAGGCCUUUCAAGAAGGGGGAGACCCUGAGGGAAGGCACCUACCUGGACAUGGACGCGGAGCUGCGGCUGGUCGGCGACGUGAAGAAGGAGCUAGAGCUGCAGGACGGCGGCGUCGGCGACAAGGCCAAGAGGGAGCGGAAAGGCAUGAAGGAGCUGGGGCUGGAGCGGUCCCGCCACUUCGGGUGGUCCAACACGUACGUGUUCACCAAGGCCAUGGGCGAGAUGCUGCUGGGGCAGCUCCACGGCGCCAUCCCGGUGGUGAUCCUGCGGCCCAGCAUCAUCACUAGCAUCCUCAGGGACCCGCUGCCCGGGUGGAUGCAGGGGACUCGGACCAUCGACACCAUCAUCAUCGGCUACGCCAAGCAGAACCUGUCGUGCUUCCUGGCGGACCUGGAGCUGACCAUGGACGUGAUCCCGGGGGACAUGGUGGCCAACGCCAUGAUGGUGGCCAUGGUGGCGCACUCGGAGGAGCAGGGCGCGGAGGUGAUGUACCACGCCACCUCGUCGCUGCGCAACCCGGCCCCCUACGGCGUGCUCUACGAGUCCGGCCGCCGCCACUUCUACCAGAACCCCAGGCUGAGCAAGGACGGCCAGGUCAUCCCCACCAAGGAGAUGCACUUCUUCAAGACCAUCGCCAGCUUCCAUCUCUACAUGCUCAUCAAGUACAAGCUGCCACUUGAGAUCCUGCACGUGGUGAACCUGCUCCUCUGCGGCCUCUUCUCGCACCUCUACGACGACCUCACCCGGAAAUACAAGUUCGUCAUGCAUCUCGUCGACGUCUACGGGCCCUUCGCCUUAUUCAAAGGAUGCUUCGACGACAUCAACUUGGAGCGGCUCCGACUGACCGUGACCAAGACAAGCCCGGAGGACGACAUGUUCAAUUUCGAUCCCAAGACCGUCGACUGGAACGACUACUUCUACAAGAUCCACAUACCGGGUGUCCUCAAGUAUGUGCUCAAGUAAAACUGCAGCAAUUUGUAUCCACAUAUAUGCACCUUAUCUUCUCCAAAAAGCCAUUCUUGUAUGAUGGGGAUGUGAUAGAAAAACAAGGAACACUUUCCAUAUGCCGACUAGAUUAUUGCAUUGGAGAAGGACAUCAUUGAUAAAAAAAGAAGCAUGUAUUCUUGAA
Messenger RNA from Hordeum vulgare subsp. vulgare (domesticated barley), 1864 nucleotides. Its product is annotated as fatty acyl-CoA reductase 1-like. Gene Ontology annotation, molecular function: alcohol-forming very long-chain fatty acyl-CoA reductase (NADP+) activity. The coding region runs from base 190 to 1698 and encodes 502 amino acids. Lineage: Eukaryota; Viridiplantae; Streptophyta; Magnoliopsida; Poales; Poaceae. The transcript has 7 exons. Gene Ontology annotation, cellular component: intracellular membrane-bounded organelle. Gene Ontology annotation, biological process: suberin biosynthetic process; long-chain fatty-acyl-CoA metabolic process. The record is from RefSeq and is a predicted model, not a curated record.